AAAGCAAAAUGCAAUUACUUUUUGGUAAUUUUUGAAAAAGGAAAGAAGUAUGAGAGAGAGAGGGAGAGAGAAGCAGAAAAGGCGGGUUAUGUUUUGAAUUGUCAUUGUUUUUUAAAAAAUAGUUACAGCCAUAAAAGUUCGCGGAGGAAGUUCAAAGUUUCUAACUACAAAAAUGAAAAUCUCUUUUCACCAUUCUUAAUUUUGCGCCCUUUUCUCAAAGCCUCCCAUACCUAAAACGCAAAUAAAAUAAAAUCCAUUUCUCACUCUCAUUUUUCAUAAUUAAUUUCAUUACACAAAACGAAGACGAUCCACCCAAAUUCUGCGUUUCUCCAAAAAUGCAGUUCACCAAACUCGAAGAUACACCGAUGCUUCGGCAAGAGAUGCAAUGCUUGGAAGAGAACGCCGAGUUGAUGCGAGGAAGAUGUUUAAAGUUUUAUAAAGGAUGUCGAAAAUACACAGAGGGGCUUGUAGAGGGGUAUGCUGGUGACCUUGCUUUCGUAAAUGCCCUUGAAACUUUUGGAGGGGAGCAAAAUGAUCCUAUAUGUGUUGCUUUUGGAGGCCCAGUCAUGACAAAUUUCACUGUUGCAUUAAGAGAAAUUGCCUCAUACAAGGAAGUUCUUCGCUCACAGAUAGAGCACAUGCUAAAUGAUAGGUUGCUGCAGUUUGUCAAUAUCGAUCUGCAAGAUAUCAAGGAUGCCCGAAAACCUUUCGACAAGGCUUCACUUACAUAUGAUCAGGCACGAGAGAAGUUUCUGUCUUUAAGGAAAAGCACUAGGACUGAUGUAGCUGCAGCCAUAGAGGAGGAAUUGCAUACUGCUAAAACCUCAUUUGAGCUAGCCCGCUUCAAUCUGGUUAGUACUCUCUCCAAGUUUGAAGCCAAAAAGAGAUUUGAAUUUUUGGAGGCUGUUAGUGGGAUGAUGGAUGCUCACCUACGGUUCUUCAAACAGGGAUAUGAACUCUUACAUAAGAUGGAACCUUUCAUUAACCAGGUCUUAGCUUACGCACAACAGUCUAGGGAGUGUUCGAACUAUGAGCAAGAAUCUCUAUGUGAAAGGAUGCAAGAACAUAUUAGGCAGAUAGAUCGAGAAAGUAAACAGUUAAGCAAUGCUGGUCUUCCUGCAGCCGAUGGAAUGCAACCUUUUACAAGGGGAUCCCAAAAAGUUAUUGAGGCAGUUAUGGAAUCUGCUGCGAAGGGAAAGGUUCAAACCAUACGACAAGGUUAUCUUUCAAAACGUUCUUCAAACCUAAGAGGUGAUUGGAAGAGAAGAUUUUUUGUUCUCGAUAGUCGAGGGAUGCUGUACUACUAUCGUAAACCAUUUGCCUGGUCUUCUGUAACUGGAAGUCCGUCUACUAUUCAAAGGAGUAGUUCUGAAAAUGGUCCUGGGCUGCUGAGCCGAUGGCUUUCUUCUCAUAACCAUAGUGCUGUACCUGAUGAAAAAUCUGUUACCCGCCAUACAGUAAACUUGUUGACAUCAACAAUCAAGUUUGACGCAGAUCAAACAGAUUUAAUGUUUUGUUUCAGAAUUAUCUCACCUACAAAAAUUUAUACAUUGCAGGCAGAAAAUGCACUAGACCAAAGGGAUUGGAUUGAAAAAAUAACUGGAGUGAUUACUUCCUUACUGAGUUCCCAAACACCUGAGAAGUGUCUCUCUGCUUUCCGCGCCGGAAGUGGUGAUUACUUUACUAGUGAUAACAGUUCACUAGUAGCGUACCCUGAUGGUUAUCCGAUGUCAAUUGGACAAUAUAAAUGUAAGAAUCUCUCACCUGGAAGUCUUUUAGACAUACCUAGAAGUUCGCAGCAUCAAGAAUAUUGCGGAAAGAGUGAAAAACCAAUUGAUAUCUUAAGAAAAGUAGCCGGGAAUCAUAAAUGUGCUGAUUGUGGUGCACCUGAGCCAGACUGGGCAUCUUUAAACCUUGGUCUACUUAUAUGCAUUGAAUGUUCCGGAGUUCACCGCAAUCUUGGUGUACAUAUAUCAAAGGUAAGAUCACUGACACUUGAUGUUAAAGUGUGGGAACCGUCUGUGUUGGAUUUGUUUCAAUCACUGGGAAAUAUCUAUGUGAACUCAAUCUGGGAGGAGUUGUUGCACUCGGGACCUACAAGAACUGUUAUACCUGCGGGUUCUUCCAACUCUGAAGGACAUAAGCAACUUGUGAAAAUGAAACCUACUCACGAUGACCCCAUUUCAGUGAAGGAGUUGUUCAUUCAUGCAAAGUAUGCAGAGAAAGCUUUUGUUCCUAAGAUAACAGACAAACGGCGUCUCCACUCUGUAGCAGAAGAGGUGUGGGAAAGUGUUCGUUCUAAUGACCCAAGGGCUGUAUACCGCUACAUUGUUUGCUAUGGGGCUGAUGUGAAUACAAUUUAUGGUCAUGCAUCAUAUUGUACAUCCUCCCCCUCUGUCCACAAUUCCAGAUUAAUGUAUGAAAAACCAAAGAAAUCCUUUAAUUACGACUUUGAUUGCUUUGCAGUUGACUCUCUGGACCCCUCAUCAAGAUCUUUGAACUCGUUAAAUAAAAACGAAGAUCAGAUCGAGAAGGAGCAUCCCGACAGUUGUUCACUACUUCAUCUUGCCUGCUUAACCACCGAUAUCUGCAUGGUGGAGCUGCUGCUUCAGUAUGGAGCAAAUAUAAAUGCGUCCGAUUCAAGAGGUCGGAUGCCACUCCAUAUUUGUGUCAUUGGCAGGAAUUUUGCAAUAGCAAAAUUGCUUCUUACAAGGGGAGCAGAUCCACAUGCUGUAGACGGAGAAGGUCACACUUCUAUUCAGCUUGCAUUAGCAUCAGGUGUUGAUGAUCAUGAGGUUUUGCCAUUCUUAACAGAAUGAUAGUAUAGUAUAUCACAACCCCAGAAGGGAACGUCAAAGACCCGGAAUGGAAGAAAUCAACCAUACAUUAGGGCUUUUAGCAGACAAAGUUGAAAGUUUGGCUUUACCCCAUGUGAAACUGCAUCAUAAUUCAUAGCUUUCUUCAAGUAUAUGACUAUAUGCAAUUCCCACCACCAUCUUGGUGGCUCCUUUGGAUACUCUGUUUUAGUAGCUUAUAUUUUUAGGUUCUAUUUAUUUCUUUUAUAUAUAUAUAUAUGAAAAUUUUAUUUGAGGAUCGGGUAGCUCAUGCAUUUAAAUGUAUUAUAAGUUUUAUAAGAGAAUGGUCUUUUUUCUUUUUCGAGAGAGUGAUAAAAUAUAAUGUAAUAUCAAAAUCUUAAAUACAAAAACAAGUGCAUUUAAAUGUAUUGCGACAUAUUCAGUCGUGUUCAAUUA
This is a messenger RNA of Gossypium arboreum, 3251 nucleotides long. RefSeq names its product ADP-ribosylation factor GTPase-activating protein AGD1. Gene Ontology annotation, molecular function: GTPase activator activity; protein binding. NCBI's taxonomy places the organism in Eukaryota, Viridiplantae, Streptophyta, Magnoliopsida, Malvales, Malvaceae. Bases 336 to 2819 code for a protein of 827 amino acids. The transcript is spliced from 20 exons. Gene Ontology annotation, cellular component: cytoplasm. The record is from RefSeq and is a predicted model, not a curated record.